Messenger RNA from Oppiella nova, 437 nucleotides. The record is from the annotation of a GenBank genome assembly. Lineage: Eukaryota; Metazoa; Arthropoda; Arachnida; Sarcoptiformes; Oppiidae.
CUUACAGUUUCAUCGAAUUCGAUAAUUACAUUCAAAAGACUAAGAAGAAUAUAAUGGAUGCCAGAGCGCGAAGAAAUCUCAACCAAUUGAAUAGCGAAUUACAAGACGUCCAGAAGAUUAUGGUGCAGAACAUCGACGAUGUCUUACAGAGAGGUCUCGCCAUUUCCGAAUUGGAUAACAAAGCGAGUAAUCUAUCGCUUCUGUCGCAGAAGUAUAAAAAGGACGCCCGAUAUCUGAACAUAAGGGCCACGUAUGCCAAAGCAGCGGCCGGUGCGGUCAUCCUUUUCGUAUUUAUUCUCUAUUUUUGGGUCCUAUAAGCCAUUCAUUAGUAGUUGUCUUCAAAAUUAUCACUAUUUUUCUUAUUUUUAUCGAAACCCCGGAUUAGAUUACAAUUUAUAAUAAGUUUUUUAUUUUAUAAAUUAAAUAUUAAUUAUUGA